GUUUUGGUCUGGGCGGUGGGAGCCCGCGCGCCCCGACGAUCUCGUACGCCCAAGACGUUUAAAUAGAAGAGAAUUUUCGCCCUUCUCCCGUCUUCCCAUGGUGGAGCUCAAAGAGCGGCUCCUCCCGCCCAAACCCUCGUUAGCUACCUCCACGCCGGCGGCCUCGAAAUCCCAGGAACCGUCCGCCGCCGGCGCCUCGCACCGCCCCCUCUUCCAGUGCAUGGACUUCCUGGGGCUCAAGAAGCGGGGGCAGGGCCUCCGGUCGUGGAUCCGCGUCGACGCCGCGACUAGGAGCUCGCAGGUGAUCGAAGUGGACAAGUUCACGAUGAUGCGGCGGUGCGACCUCCCCGCCCGCGACCUCCGCCUCCUGGACCCACUUUUCGUCUAUCCCUCCACCAUCCUUGGCCGGGAGAAGGCCAUCGUCGUCAAUCUCGAGCAGAUCCGCUGCAUCAUCACCGCUGACGAGGUGUUCCUCCUCAACUCGCCCGACGUCUAUGUCUUGCAGUACGUCGCGGAGCUCCAGCGCCGCCUUACCGCUCACUCCGGGGACGUCUUCACCGGCGGGUCCACUUCGCCGGAUUACCUCCCCUUCGAGUUCCGGGCACUCGAGGUCGCACUCGAGGCCGCUUGCACCUUCCUUGAUGCACAGGCUGCUGAACUAGAAAUUGAAGCAUACCCUGUAUUAGAUGAGCUAACAUCAAAGAUCAGCACACUUAACUUGGAAUGUGUGCGCCGAUUGAAAAGCAGGCUUGUUGCAUUGACUAGGAGAGUUCAAAAGGCUCGGGAUGAGAUCGAGCAGUUGAUGGAUGAUGAUGGUGAUAUGGCUGAAAUGUAUCUUACUGAGAAGAAAAGAUGAAUGGAAGCAUCAUUCUACAGUGACCAUUCUAUACAAGGAUUUGGUUCUGUUGGUGCUGGAGUAUCAGUUUCUGCUCCAGUUUCACCUGUUUCUUCACCACCUGAACCUCAAAAGCUUGUUGGGAAGACAUUGAGCCUUGCUAGAAGUAUGAAAAGUUCUGAUAACACACAAAACAUAGAGGAGUUGGAGAUGCUGUUGGAAGCUUACUUUGUGGUCAUUGAUAGCACUCUUAACAAACUGACUUCGCUGAAGGAGUACAUUGAUGACACAGAAGAUUUUAUUAACAUUCAACUGGACAAUGUUCGGAAUCAGCUGAUCCAAUUUGAGUUGCUGCUAACAGUUGCAACAUUUGUCGUUGCCAUCUUUGGGGUUGUUGCAGGGAUCUUUGGCAUGAAUUUUCCAAUAACAUUAUUUGAAAAACCGAUGGCAUUCCAAUGGGUGCUUAUAAUCACUGGAGUGUCCGGUGUAGUUAUAUUCUGCUCCUUCCUAUGUUAUUUUAGAUACAGAAGAUUAGUCCCUUUGUAGAUACGUUGCAGAUAUAAAGAAGAGAGUGAUUUCUCUUAGUG
Molecule: messenger RNA, 1422 nt
Organism: Elaeis guineensis (African oil palm)
Lineage: Eukaryota; Viridiplantae; Streptophyta; Magnoliopsida; Arecales; Arecaceae
Product: magnesium transporter MRS2-1
Biological process (GO): magnesium ion transport; transmembrane transport
Cellular component (GO): membrane
Molecular function (GO): magnesium ion transmembrane transporter activity
Source: RefSeq, a predicted model, not a curated record